AUGGGUCAUCGAAGAUGGUUAGAAGCAAAUCAUCCAUUUCGACAUCAGAAUUAUCAAUUUGAUGGCACCAUAGAGUUGCGAUCUGCACCUAUUCCACCAACUGGAACUGAAGUUCUUAAACAAACUCAUGGAAUUAACUAUAUACCUGGUAAGGCAUCCAACAGUUCAAAGAAGCGGGGAAGGGGGGAUGUUGGCAGCUCAGUGACACAGGUUUUUGAGGACGCUGACAACUUCGAGAAUGAUGACAGUAUUUAUGAACAGGAAAAUGACGAUGGCACAAACUCGGUAUCUACACAGAAGCAGUUAUGGAAAAAAAGGAGCAUUUUCUUUGAAUUACCUUAUUGGGAGUAUAAUCUUCUUCGACAUAAUCUUGAUGUCAUGCAUAUAGAAAAGAAUGUUUGUGAUAAUUUGAUUGGAACAAUGUUAAAUCUUGAAGGAAAGACUAAAGACAACUUGAAAGCGCGUCUUGAUUUGAAAGACAUGGGCAUAAGACAAGAGCUUCAUCCGAAAGAACAACCCAAUGAUAAAUAUUUUAUACCUCCUGCAUGUUACACAAUGUCUACUCCAGAGAAAGAUCUUUUUCUAACGGUUUUGAAAAAUAUGAAGGUUCCAGAUGGGUAUGCAUCGAAUAUUUCAAGAUGCGUUAAUCUUAAAGAGCGAAAACUUACGAAUCUUAAAAGUCACGAUGGCCAUAUUUUGAUGCAAGAUAUCUUCCCAUUGGCUUUAAGAUCAUCAACACAGAAACAAGUUCUUGCAAUUGUGACUCAGUUAUCAUCCUUCUUUAAGGCAUUAUGUUCCAAAGUUCUUGAUCCCAAGGAGCUUGAUCAAUUGGAGUCUAAUGUUGCACUAACACUGUGCCAUAUGGAGAAGAUCUUUCCUCCUGGGUUUUUUACUAUUAUGGUUCAUCUACUCAUUCACUUAGCGGCGGAAGCUAAACUUGGUGGACCGGUUCACUACCGAUGGAUGUAUCCUAUUGAGAGGUAUCUUGUGCGCUUAAAGGAAUAUGUACGCAAUCGAGCCUAUCCCGAGGGAUCGAUUGCGGAGGGAUAUAUUGCUGAUGAGUGUUUGACAUUCUGCUCGAGAUACCUUGAAGGAGUUGAACUAGGAGUACAAGUUCUCAUCUGA
Messenger RNA from Phoenix dactylifera (date palm), 1125 nucleotides. NCBI's taxonomy places the organism in Eukaryota, Viridiplantae, Streptophyta, Magnoliopsida, Arecales, Arecaceae. The record is from RefSeq and is a predicted model, not a curated record.